This is a messenger RNA of Phasianus colchicus (ring-necked pheasant), 1804 nucleotides long. RefSeq lists its product as uncharacterized. NCBI's taxonomy places the organism in Eukaryota, Metazoa, Chordata, Aves, Galliformes, Phasianidae. The record is from RefSeq and is a predicted model, not a curated record.
UCUGUUCUUCGUUCUAGAUGCUGCUGCUGCUCCUUAUCCGGACGAUGGGAUGAAGGCUGCUUUUGUGCCUCAGGGGAAACCCAGAGGUCCUCUUGGUGGAUUUCCAAAGCAGAGUCCUGUUCGUGAGCCCGGGCUGGAUGCCAGAGGUGCGGGUGCAGUGGAAUCGUCUCCAGCUUCCCAGCUGAGCUCCGGGACAGAAGCCCCAGCAACUCGUAUUGGUCCUGGAGGAUGGAAGGUGGCAUGGGAAGAUGGAAAAUAUUCCAAGAGACUGUCCCAUUUACUAAGGACAAUCCUGGAGAAGGCAGCACGGGAAGCAGAUGGAGAGCCUGUGCACAGGGGUGCAUUUCAGCAAGGCAGCCGUCUCACACUGCCCGUCCAGCCGGGAGCGACAGAGGCCACGCACACAGCUGGUGCUGCAGGUGCGGAAGGGGAGGGACGUGGAAAUGGCAGAGAAGACCAAGUGUUACUGAAGUACUGCCUGGCACUGACUGCAGCUCUCGUGGUUUCCAUGCUGGCAGCGAUGAUAGCGUGCUGUCUGCUUAUCCGGCGAUGGAGGCAGAGCAACCAGUGCCUGGCUGCAGCUGAUGGAGCCCAGCACGAUGUUCGCGGCUACAGCUUGCCCUCGGAGGGACGUCCUGCUUUCCUCAAGGGGCCUGGCAGAUGGAGAUGAUGCCAACAACAAUGACCACCUGCCCUCCGGCCGCGUGGCACCACCAGGGCGGCCCCCGCCAGGCCUGACAGCAGCCGGGCUCAGCUGCCCCCGCCACAGCCCACCAGCCCAGGCUCUGCAGCCCGGGGGCAUCAACACCACCCCCCGUCCCCCGUCAUCACCCUUUCGGGGGGUCAGGAGCGGCCCCUCAGAGUGUCACCUGGGGGCAGCUACUGCCCGGGGGAAGCUUGAGUGGCCUGGCAGCCCCCAGCAGCAGCUCUGCCUUCGCUCUCCCCUCCAGCAUCCAUCGGGGUGGAAGCCAGCCCAGCAGCUUGUAGUCUUGGGGACAUUGUCCAGCAGCCAGCCAACCUCUGCCUGGGGGAAGCCAACUGGCCCAGCAGCCCCCAGUCCCCCCAGGAAUCAUCACCACCCUCCCACUCCCCUCCACCAUCCUUCAGGGGUUGGGAGCGGUCCCUCCUGGCAGUCAGUUUGGGGGCAUCAUCCAACACCCAGUUUGGGGGCAUUAUCCAACACCCAGAAUGCCAGGGAGAAGGAUACCAGGCCCUGCAGCCCCCAAAAAAACACCACCUCUGCCCUCCCACUCCUCUCUGUCAUCCAUCAAGAGGUGGGAGUGGCACCCAUGGGGGGGGGGCAUCAUGCAACACCUGUAAAACCACUGCCUGGGGGAAGUAUGACAGGCACAGCAGCCCCCUGAGCUCCCCUCUUCCCCCCGCCCCCCCCAGCAUCACCUCUGCCCUCCCACUUCUCUCCACCAUCAGUCAGGAGGUGGGAGCACCCCCGGCGUGUGGGUUUGGGGACAUCAUCUGCCAGCCAGAGAACCACUGCUGGCAUCAGCCGGGGCUUUCCAGGCUGUGCUGUGCCAAUAAAUAGAAAGUACCACCACAAUUGUCCGCGCUGUACUGUUGUCAUGUAUGGGACAUAAAGGGGGUCCAGUUGGGGAAUAUUGGGGGUCAAAAUGGGGGAACGGACUCCCGAGGUCAGGAAGGAGGGCAUGGGGGGUACAGGGGACUCUAGGGGUCAGAAAAGGGGGUCAGGAUUGGGGGGGAGUAAGGGAAGACAGGAGGCCUGGGGUGGCAAAGUGAGGGGACUGGGGGAUGGGAGGAGACUACGGAUCAGAAUGGGAGAGUUGGAGUG